Bradysia coprophila is the source of this 2454-nucleotide messenger RNA. Its product is annotated as ATP-dependent RNA helicase DDX24. Lineage: Eukaryota; Metazoa; Arthropoda; Insecta; Diptera; Sciaridae. Gene Ontology annotation, molecular function: nucleic acid binding; RNA helicase activity; ATP binding. The record is from RefSeq and is a predicted model, not a curated record.
GAAGGAGCUGAAAGACACAAAAUGAAUUAUUUUUUUCGGUUGGGAUGUUGGUGUUGCAAGUGGUUCUGCGGCUUCUGCGGCCGGCUCGUUUGACAUUACCUUUCAUAGGUUAUGUACACAUUUGACGUACAAAACAAAGUCGCAUGGCAAUAUAAUAACACGGACACGGAAUUUUUUAGUUAACGUAGACUCUGUGACAUUGAAACUGUUCAAUCAAAAAACAGAAUGAAAAACAAAUCGAAGCUAAAAUCAAAAGCGACCAACAAGCGUCCGCAAAUCGAAGGUUCCUGGUCGAAGGUGAAAAUCGCCGGCAAUCUUAUAACGAAUGACGGUGGAGGUUUGGAGGGACUCGUUGGACUGGAAGUGUUAGAGAAUUACGACAAGAACAUCAUUGCGAAAGUGAAGAAAUCUAAGAAACGUCAAAGGGAAGACGAUGAAGAUGAGCUGCAAGAUAAGCCGAAAGUAAAGCAAAAUAAGAAGCAAAAAAUUAAUCACGCGGUACCAUCAAAGCCGGGCAGAUACGUUUUAAUCAAUCCUCAACAGGAUGAUGAGUCCGACGACGAAGCAGAGAAGGAGACCGACACUGAUGUAAUCGAAGCAACAGAUUUACUGCAAUGGAAGACAAUCGGAGUCCCUGACGUGAUACUUAAAGCUUUGGCCGAAAAGAAAUUCACUGAACCCACACAAAUCCAGUCGCUCACAAUACCAGCGGCAAUAAUGGGCCGGAAAGAUAUUCUGGGAGCAGCUGAAACGGGUAGCGGAAAAACAUUGGCAUUUGGCAUUCCAAUCUUGAAUGGAAUCAUUGAGCUGAAAAAGAACGGUGACUUCAUGCAAAGCCGUACGUUGAAGACUAAAGCCGCUAAAGCACCUGUCGCUGAAAAGGAACCGAAAUCGGGCCGGAAAAACCGAGCUGAACGAGAAAAUUUGACACCGCCACCGGAUGAAAUCAACAAUUUCCCAUCCGACGAUGAAAAUGGCGAUCCAAACGAUCAUCAACAAAGCGACGCAAAGCCAUUGUAUGCUUUAGUAUUGACACCCACCCGAGAACUGGCUGUACAGGUUAAGGAUCAUUUGGUUGCUGUUGCCAAAUACACGGGAAUCAAAGUGGCUGCAGUAUUCGGUGGAAUGGCGCAAGUGAAGCAGGAACGUGUGUUGAGUAAAUGUCCUGAAAUUGUUGUGGCCACACCUGGUCGUCUUUGGGAGCUUCUUUCGUUGGGGAAUGAACAUUUGAACAAAAUGGAAAACAUAAGCUUUUUGGUGAUUGACGAAACGGAUCGUAUGAUCGAAAAGGGACAUUUCGAAGAGUUGACGCUACUACUCGGUCGCUUGAAUGCAGAUCCAGUAAAGAAAGCUCGCCGGCAAAAUUUCAUAUUUUCGGCGACAUUGACAAUGGUCCAUGAAUUGCCCAGUUACAUCAAAUCGAAAAAUGUUGGCAGGAAAUCGAAAGCUCAAAAGCAAACUUCUGAGCAAAAAAUACAAAUGCUCAUUGAUCAUCUGGGCAUUUCGCAGCCAAAGAUUGUCGAUGUAACUAAGAAGAGCGGCACAGCAGAUAAACUGACAGAAUGUCGAAUAAUUUGCGAUUUGGAACAGAAGGAUUUGUAUCUCUAUUACUUCCUCCAACGGCAUCCAGGCCGGACGAUUGUCUUUUGUAAUUCCAUCGAUUGUGUUAAACGAUUGGGCCAACUAUUCAAUUUAUUAAACUGUCAACCGCGACCGCUACAUGCGCAAAUGAACCAACGUCAACGGUUAAAGAAUUUGGAAAAAUUCACUGCUAGUCCAACUGGAUUAUUGAUCGCGACUGAUGUGGCCGCAAGAGGAUUGGAUAUACCGAAUGUUCAACAUGUCAUACACUAUCAGGUACCUAGAACAACUGAGAAUUACGUUCACAGGUCAGGUAGAACCGCUCGGGCCAAUAAUGAAGGGAUUACUGUGCUGAUUAUGGAGCCAGGAGAAGUAAAGAACUACGUGAAAUUGUGUCGCACAUUACAGAGAGCCGAAGAUCUUCCAUUGUUCCCCGUAUCAGAGCAACAUUUGAAAGCAGUCCGAGCUAGAGUAGAACUGGCCCGUGAAGUAGAUGUUCUAGAUUUGAAAACCCGUCGCACACAAAGCGAGAUAGGUUGGUUGAAAAAAUCAGCCAAAGAAAUGGACAUCAUUGUGGACGACAUGAGCGAUUUCAGCGAAAAUGAAUUGUACGAUUCGGAUGAUGGUGGCGAUCGAUUCAAAGUGAAGAGAGAAUUGAAACAAAAGCGCGACAAUCUAAACAAAUUGCUGGCAAAGCCACUGUUCACCAAAGGUUUCAGUUACAAAUAUCCGUUGAGUACUGGUCAACUCAACAUUCCGUCAAUGGAUAUUGAAGAUGACAAACAGAAUGCCGUUAAUGUGAUGAAAGAGGCCAUUGAAGAUUAUAAAGCCGCAAAGAAACGACACAAUAAAAAGAACGUUUACUGAAGCGAA